UCCACCUCCACUCUCCCAGCGUCUCAGCUCUGUCGCCUCACCUCUCUGCUUUUACUUCCCCGCGGGAGCCGGUCAUGAACACCAAGCCCUCGCUGGACGGGAGCGCUGACGUCCUGAAGAACAGGGAGGCUCAGGAGAUCCCCCCUCUGAGGAACUACCUCUGUCUCACCAUGUUCACCUGUUUCUGCCCUGCGUGGCCCAUCAAUAUUGUGGCGCUGGUUUUCUCUGUGCUGGCCCAAAAGAGUUACAACGAAAAGGACUAUGACGGCUCCAAGCGGCUGGGUCGGAAAGCCCUCCACCUGGGGAUUGUUUCUUUUAUCAUUGGCUUUGUGAGCAUCACUGCGUACAUCGUUGUGCACUUUACUACGCAUGUGGUGUGAGCUCUUGAGGAGGAAGACGAGGUGGAAGUAGAGAACAGGUGAAACUGUCACAGAGGGAUCCGCUCCAUGGGAUGCAAAGGAUCUCUGCUUUGCUUGUGGCACCGACAGCUCUGGAGGUUUUGUAAGAGCUGGCUGAGUCUCACUUUACUGCCAAAUACGCCUUGGUUUCAGUUACUGUGCAGAUGAUAUUGCAAACACAGUUUUUGUAUUCGCAAGGUGAAAGGAAUGAUCAUGCAUUUGUCUCUAUGAAAGAGGACCCUACCAAUACUGUUUGACAACUUCCAUUAAAUCUUAUUGUUUACUGUAGCUAUUAAUAACUUAUUUCUUAUUAAUUGUGAUCUAACACUGCCAAUUAAA
Molecule: messenger RNA, 737 nt
Organism: Micropterus dolomieu (smallmouth bass)
Lineage: Eukaryota; Metazoa; Chordata; Actinopteri; Centrarchiformes; Centrarchidae
Product: transmembrane protein 233
Exons: 3
Coding region: 75-380 (101 amino acids)
Cellular component (GO): membrane
Source: RefSeq, a predicted model, not a curated record